AUGGUGCCAGGUCUCUAUACGGUGCCAGGUCCCUAUACGGUGCCGGGUCCCUAUAUGGUGCCAGGUCCCUAUACGGUGCCAGGUCUCUAUAUGGUGCCAGGUCCCUAUACGGUGCCAGGUCUCUAUACGGUGCCAGGUCCCUAUACGGUGCCGGGUCCCUAUAUGGUGCCAGGUCCCUAUACGGUGCCAGGUCUCUAUACGGUGCCAGGUCCCUAUACGGUGCCGGGUCCCUAUAUGGUGCCAGGUCCCUAUACGGUGCCAGGUCUCUAUACGGUGCCAGGUCCCUAUACGGUGCCGGGUCCCUAUAUGGUGCCAGGUCCCUAUACGGUGCCAGGUCUCUAUACGGUGCCAGGUCCCUAUACGGUGCCGGGUCCCUAUAUGGUGCCAGGUCCCUAUACGGUGCCAGGUCUCUAUACGGUGCCAGGUCCCUAUACGGUGCCGGGUCCCUAUAUGGUGCCAGGUCCCUAUACGGUGCCAGGUCUCUAUACGGUGCCAGGUCCCUAUACGGUGCCGGGUCCCUAUAUGGUGCCAGGUCCCUAUACGGUGCCAGGUCUCUAUACGGUGCCAGCGGCAGGGCUCUACUACCUGGCGGAGCUGAUAGAGGAGUACACCGUUGUCACCCGGAGAAUAAUCAAAUACAUGAUCUGGUUCUCCACGGCCGUGCUCGUGGGCCUGUACCUCUUCGAACACUUUCCCGGCUUCAUGGUGGGCGUGGGCCUCUUCACCAACCUGGUGUACUUUGGCUUGCUGCAGACGUUCCCUUUCAUCAUGCUGACCUCUCCAAAUUUUAUACUGUCCUGUGUGCUGGUUAUACUGAAUCACUACUUAGCAUUCCAGUACUUUGCUGAAGAGUAUUACCUGUUCUCUGAGGUUCUUGCCUACUUCACGUUCUGCCUGUGGUUAAUUCCCUUUGCUUUUUUUGUGUCCUUAUCGGCCGGAGAGAACGUCCUGCCUUCCACAGUGCAGCCUGGAGGUGAGUGCUUCCAAAGUCCUGGCAAACACCUGGUGCUUUUUGACGAUGUGCUAUUUUCAUCUGGUAUCCUGCUCAUCUUCUCUUUCAUCAAGGAGGCCAUCCUGCCCAGCCGACAGAAGAUAUAUUGAGCCCCACACGUAGGUGGUGUCGGCAGUGGUGAAGGAGCAGGGCAGACCCAAACUGUGCGGAGGGCUGCGUGACGGCUCUGUCCCCAAGCCUCACUUGAACCCUCCUCAAUGUCUCUUCAUGGGAUUUUGCCAGGAGUGUAUAAACUGUGCAAUGGCUGGAGGUGCCAGCAGCACUGGACAGAUGCGUGGGGAGGGCUAUGCGCAAAGGCGAGAGGUUGCCUUUUUAUACAGCUCUGCUGAUCCCCUGGGACUGUUUGUGAGGAGGGUGUUUUGUUCCAGCUGGGUGCAAGGAGGGCCCAACCUCCUGACGCUGUGCAUCCUGCUCAGAGACCUGUGAGGCAUUGUCAUCUGCUCUUAUUUAAAGCCAGAAGUCUUUGUAUGAUGUAGUUUGGCUGUGGGAAAACGUUCCCUCAGUAUUGCAGCAGAACGCAGUUGACAUUUAACUGAGGUUUACACAGAGCCUUUAAUUAAAAACAGAAUAAAGUAACCAAACUCUUGAACUCCCACGUAUUCGCGCCUGGAAGUCUGCCAGCGCUGGAGGAUGCUGGCAUCCCACCGCACUUGUUUGUUGCACAGCACACAUCCGUGAUGUGAAUGCGAUGACGAGGGCCAGCCGGUACCUGGGCGCAGAAGUGCUGCUCGGCCUUGCGUCUCCCAAAGAUGGCCAGGCUGUUAAUCUCUCACUGCUCUCUGAUGCUGUAGGAAGGUGACCUGGAAGGACUUGAUGUCACUUUUUGGUUUUUGUUCUUAAUAUCGGAAGUGCCCACUUCUGUCUUCUCUGGUUUUGCUGGAAGCCUCCCUUAAUGGCCUGGAAGCUGCUGUAGUUCUUGCUGUUUGAUUAAGGCACUGGGAAGCUGUGUUGCUCAGAGAACAAAUCUCCACUUAAUAUGGAUAGGUGUCAGGAGAGCAAGAAACUGAACAGCAAUCACCUCAGUCUCCACUGGGUUUCAUUUGCUUGGCAUUUUCAGUGCCACUAAAUUCACCAGACCUCCAUAAUCUCCACAAGACAAAAAGCAGAUGACCCUUCUGAGAAGGAGGUGGGAAACCCUUUGUUCCUGUUUCUUCUCGUAAUUAUAAAAAUCUUUUUCUUCUUUUUGUGUUUCUUUAUUGGUCACCUUCAGUCUAUGCCAGAAGUAAAUCUCUCCAUGUUAACCAGGAGCCAAGGCUGUUUGUGGUUGUGGCUGUAACUCCUCUGCUCUAGCAGCUCAGUUGCAGUCCUGAAAGGCUUUUUGAGGCAUCUGUGAGAAAACAGAUUGUUGUCUCCUGUGGUCAAUUGUGGCUAAAGGCAAAGAUGGGGUGCUUAUCCCUUAA
Molecule: messenger RNA, 2412 nt
Organism: Struthio camelus australis
Lineage: Eukaryota; Metazoa; Chordata; Aves; Struthioniformes; Struthionidae
Source: RefSeq, a predicted model, not a curated record